AUGUUAUCUGCCGCAAGUAAUGCUGCAUCUGCGAUACAGUCUUCAAUAAUGGAUACUCUAAAUUCAAGACAAAACUCUGAAACUGUCAUUUCCAACAAUGGCUCUCAAGACGCUUCUGACUCACAGGUAGAUAACUCGAAUCCCCGAGAUUCUAAAUUAUUAACAAAUGGUGAAGAAAAAUCUUCACCAACAAUUAAUUUGGACACUACUGUGGCUAUGGCAGAAAAUCAAGGUGCUCAAGUUGCUCAAGGUGCUGCGUCUUUAACUAUAGAACAGAUUAGCCGCGAUCAAACAGACAAUAAAGAGGCUUUUGAUUAUAAACUUCCAUAUCAGCAGAAAAGAGUAGGGAGUAGUAGCACUAGUGGUACCAGUGGCACUACAGAAGAUAAAUUUGAAACGGUCGAUUUGCCUCCUGCUCAAAUUCCAAAACAUUCUCCAGCCAGUCCAAAGAGACACAAAGAAUUCCAUUCACUCUUCCGAAACGUACCUGAAUAUGAUUAUCUAAUUGAUGACUACAGCUGUGCUCUGCAAAAAGAAAUUCUUGUGCAGGGUCGACUAUACAUUUCAGUAAAUUACGCUUGCUUUAACGCAAACAUAUUUGGCUGGGUGACUAGUCUUGUUAUACCAUUCUCAGAUAUCGUGUCGAUUGAGAAAAGAGUGACAGCAUUCGUUAUUCCCAAUGCGAUUCUAAUCUCAACACUUCAUGCAAAGCACUUUUUCGCAUCAUUUCUUGCACGUGAUACCGUUUAUGAUUUAUUGACAAAUUUGUGGCGACAAAAUAGGCCAACAUUAUCUAGUACUCCCUCCUUUGCUGAAUCUGAAUUUCAAAAUGAUAAGAGUUCCGAAUCUGAAGAGGACGAAGAAGAAGGAGGUGGUACAGAGGAAAGUGAAGUGGACGAAGGUAAACAAAAAAACCGAGCUCUUAAACUUCUACCAAAAUUAUCACUCGAGCCGAUAAAACACGUUCUCGGAGAUCAGCAAUCGAAAGAAAAAGAACGAACACAAGAUAAUUCCGGCCUUUUAUCAGCAUCCAAACAAGAUGACUCGAAAGAUGAGAAAGUCACAGAAACUGGUGGUUUUGGUAGAGAUAAAUCGACAUUUGAUGAUACCAAUCUUUCUGAAUCACAUCUUUCUCCAGAGCCACAUAAAGUGACAAAUACCUACGUAAAACCUGCACCUAGAGCUCGAAAAUCGACAAAAAUCAAUACGAACGUUAAGAAACGUACACAUUCUCCUGUCUUGUGUGACUGUCUUAAGAAUCGAAAACACUACGAUUCGGUAUCUAUGGAUACAAAGUUUACCGGAAGUGUUGAGAAACUAUACAAUCUCAUAUUCACAAGUGGAUUCGUGCGUCGUUUCCUUGUAGAGCAAGAGAAAUGUACCGACGAUAAAUUAACUCGUACUUCAAGUUAUAUUAGGCCACUGACUAAUCCCAUGGGUCCAAAAAGUACAAAAUGUUAUUUAAAGGAUGAAUGCUUACAUCGAGAUUUUGAUAGAUACGUCACAAAUUUCACCAUCACUAAUACUCCCGAUGUACCAUAUGGAAGCUAUUUCAGUGUUAAGACUCGGACGUGUAUCAUGUGGGCUGGGGCGAACGAAACUCGUAUUAUUGUCAGUACUGCUGUGGAAUUUUCGAAAUCAUCAUGGAUCAAAGGCACAAUCGAAAGGGCAGCCCUUGACGGCCAACUGCAGUAUCACAAAAAUCUUGCACUUGCAAUCCGUAAAUAUAUUGCUGCUCAUCCAAAUGAAUUUCAAGAUGAAUGUGGAUCGCCUGUUCGUGAAGUUUGUGAAAUCGAAACACAACCAUCAGAAGCCCAUAAAGGUCGAGAUCAUGAAUCUUUUGAGGAAGAUGGUGAAUUAGGCAUAGAACAAGAGGCGCCCACGAAUCUAGGCCAAGCUUUUGUUGAUUUAUUCAAUGCCCUCACAGCAAUCUUUUCAUCAAUAUUUCGGAUUAUUGGCACACCAUCCAAAACUACUUUAAUUGCUUGUGCAUUCGUUUUUAUGGUUGUGACCAAUUUCUAUAAUUGGUUGCGAUUAACGGACCUUACACAUAAGCUGGAAAAUGCACAAUCUGGAUCUUUUGGGUCUAGAUUUGGAUCAUUGAAACCAGAUGAUGUACUUUAUGAGUCACGGAGAUUCCGAGAGUAUGCAUUAAUGUUUGAUGAUCGUGUCAAUUCGGAAGGAGAUCAUCUAUGGGUUUGGGUAGGUGAGAAAGCAAAGAAACAUGGAGAACGUAAAAGUGAUGAAACUAAUACAUCUGAGUCUGACGAAACCUCAUCAACAAUUACUUCUGAUUCCACUCAGUCUUCGUCAGAGAGCAACGAAUCAAAUUCACACUCUGAACACCGUCAAAAACAUAAGACCCACUUUAUGAAUUAUUUUGACCGCUUCAAUGAGAAUUUUGGAGAUCGAGCUUCCUCUUGGUCUUCAAAUUCUCGAAGAUAUCCUUCAGCGUCGUCUGCGCUUCCUAAUCUGAGCGAUCUUUACGGGCAAAUCGAGGAUUUACAGCGUCUUGUUCAUGCUGCUCAAUAUCAUGCCAAUAAACUUGCCGAUAUUGCUGAAGAAGAACGAUCUUAUCUUUUUCAACUCGAGAAAAAUAUGUUGAAAAAUUCUAAUUCGCCAACACCUUCUCCAUCUGCAAAUAAUAAUCAUGAUAAUGAAAUCGAAAAGAUCAGUAGCGAUGAAAAAAUAGAACUAUGA
Ambispora gerdemannii is the source of this 2700-nucleotide messenger RNA. NCBI's taxonomy places the organism in Eukaryota, Fungi, Glomeromycota, Glomeromycetes, Archaeosporales, Ambisporaceae. The record is from the annotation of a GenBank genome assembly.